Molecule: messenger RNA, 4573 nt
Organism: Nymphaea colorata (pocket water lily)
Lineage: Eukaryota; Viridiplantae; Streptophyta; Magnoliopsida; Nymphaeales; Nymphaeaceae
Product: flocculation protein FLO11-like
Exons: 8
Coding region: 453-4214 (1253 amino acids)
Source: RefSeq, a predicted model, not a curated record
CGCAGCCUACAAACUCGUUCGGACGCCAAAUAAAGAAUAUGCCAUGGUUGACGACACCGCUGCGAUUCCGCUCCUUCUUCAUCUUCUUCCUUCCCGCCAUGCCGUUCCGACGCCGUCGAGUGCCUCAUCCUGGCGGUCGCUGACAGCUAAUUGGAGUCGGAAAGGGAAACCAAGUGUCCUCUCGAGCUCGCCAACCUGACGCCUCUGACAGCGUUUCUUGUUCAGUGCCUUUUGAGGUUUCUCUAUCUUCUUCCUCAGAAUCCCUCCCACUUCUUAUGUCUCUACGGUAUCUGGUGGUUGCAAUCCCAGAAGAUGGAUUUGAAAUUGAGUGACGCGUGUUGGAGAUUGAGAAGACGGAGAACGAGUUGCUGUUGAUUUUUGAUUUUCCGUGUUUUUAGUAUAAUAUUUCCUGUAGUGUUAGGGUUUUCGGCCUCUGGGCUGCGGAGGAGGCCAUGAAAGGGCGGUCGCACCGGCUGCCGACGGCGGAGCCGGACGACUGGGUAGAUGGCUCGUGGACGGUGGACUGCACCUGCGGCGUCACGUUCGACGAUGGGGAGGAGAUGGUCAGCUGCGACGAGUGCGGGGUGUGGGUGCACACAAGGUGCUCGCGGUUCGUUAAAGGGGAGACGUCGUUCACCUGUGACAAAUGCAAGAGCAAGUGCAGCAGGAAGGAGAGCGAGGAGACGGAGGUCGCCCAGUUGCUCGUUGAGAUGCCGACGCAGACGAUACGAAUGGAUUCCUUCGCCGCGCACCGCCCGUUCCGGCUGUGGACGGACAUACCAAUUGCCGAGCGCGUCCACGUCCAGGGCGUGCCUGGCGGAGAUCCGGCGUUGUUCGAGGGGUUGUCUGUCUUCACGUCCCAGCUCUGGAAAUGCACCGGCUAUGUGCCCAAGAAGUUUAAUUUCCGGUUUCGAGAGUUCCCUUCUUGGGAAGAGAAAUCUGGCGGAGAGCCAAUGCCGUCUUUUGGAUCAUUGAUUGGGGGAGAAGUGGGUAUGCAGCAUGAUGAAAAGAUUGAGAAGGACGAUGAGAAUCCUGUCAAUAUUGGGGCAGAUGUGCUGUUUUCCUUGUCCAAAAAGGUCGCGCUCGAUCCGGAAAAUUACGUGAGCAGCCGUUCGCCUAUACCCGACGACUGGAAUCAAGAGCGGCCAUCGUCUCCGAAAGAGGUCAAGAAGCGUGAUGGUAAAGCUUUGAGUAGCAAGGUGAUGCCGAACCUUGGCAAGAGCGAGAAAACCCAAUUCGGCAUGCAGGAUCUUCAUACGAGCAAGCGAAAGAAGGAAGAGGGUUCUAAGGAUCAGACGGCGAAGAAGAAGUCAAAGGGCGGACACAAGGAGGGAGGCGGUAAGAACAAGAUCGGGUCUCAGGAACGGAUUCACCAAUUUAGAGGUGAUGCACCCAAGAUGGGUCUUGAGGGAGAUUUCAGUGUAGCUUUGACUGGUGUAACCAAGGAGGUCUUGAAAUUGGUCGAGAAAAAUAAAUCUGUAAAAUCAGGAUCUGGCUUUGAUGACUGCAAUGAUGAUGAACAGAAGCAUAACAAUCCUAAGCCUAAGGUUGACUUCUCAAAUGACGACACUGAGCAGAUUUUUUUGCAAAAACAAGAAUGCUUUGAGGAUGAAAAGUCCCAUGGGCUUUUCAAAGCUGGAGUUACCAAUAUUAACUCACCUACAAAGCUAUCAACUGAAAAAAAAGUCAGCAUAGCAGUUCCUGUGAAAGUUGAGGAAUUUGGAAAUGAUGGGAUGACCCUUCGAGAGGAUGUGCUUCAAAAUGCUAAAUUCAAUGGACUGUCUGCCAUGCCGCCUGCAGACUCUCAAUCAGCAUCUCAUCACUCAAAACUCAUCAUCAGUAUUCCUGUUACCCCUGCCCCCCCUGUGCCCAAGGAAACAAAUGUUGUGAACUCACCAAAUUUUCUUCUGUCAACCAGAAAAGUCAAAGUUGAAACUGAAGAUGACUCAGGCACAAAUAAGACAACAACAUCAUCUCCCACUGUUAGUAACAAAGAUUCAGCUGUUGAAUGCAAACUAAACUCUGAGAUGCCCGAUAAGGCUAAUGAUCCACUCAUUCAGAAUUCACUAUCCUCAUUUGCUGUAAGACCACCUGCUAAGCAGUUGGUGCAGGAAACUGGUACUUCAGAUAAAGCAACUGAGAAGCCGCAUGAGAAUCUUGAGGAACAUGAAACAGCUUCAAGUGCUUCCCUGAAAGAGAGAACAACUGUGAUUGAUAGGGAAGAGGAAGAAACACACACUCGUGAAAGUGGAAAACUUGCUCAGAGUGGAGUUCGUGGAUCUAGUGAAGCUGAACCAUCAUGUAGAGACUUGGAAGAGUUGGGAGGAUCCUCUUCAAAAUCUAGGCAUGGAAUGGCUGGGUCAUUUUCAUCACAGGAUGGUACUUUGAGAUCUAAAAAUGAAUUGGGAAGAUCGACCACUUUGUAUGAUGGUUUGUCCAAGUCUAGGCAUGGCACAAAAUUUGUUGCGGGCUCACCAAAAUCAUCUAAUACAAACUCAGGCAGUUCGCCAUUUAGUAGGCAUAAGCUUGCCAGUGGACAUGGAAGGUUGCCAACUCCUGGUGUCACUGCAAAAAGUGUUCCUAAUGCAAAUGAUUUGGGAUCAUUAUCAACUGCAACUGGUAAUAAGCAGUCGGGUACUUCCGUAUCCAUGUCUAUGGGAAAACCGCACUCAGCCAAGCAUCGCGAGAAGUCAAAUUUGUCAAUUGAAAACAAGAACAUUGAUCCUUCAUUUGGCUCUUUUGGAGGUGAAAACUCUCAAGAAGUGUCUGCCUCAAAAGACCGAAUAAAGAUCCCUGUAACUUCAGGGUCUAAAAUGCCACAUUCCAGACCAAUUGUCUCCACUUCUUCCAAGCAUGGAACCUUAUCUAAACAGAAGGAGCAAGUACCUCCACCAUCUUCAAAAGCAUCACCAUCACAUUCAGCGCCUACAUCCUCAGGCACUGGGAAUGCCCCUGUUACAUUGCAGGAUGCUUCUGCAAUCAAACAGAUGGCUUCAGAUGCAUGUAGCAAAGGCGACAAGCAUGAUGAAUGCCCACAACCGUCCAUGAAGGUGACAAGCGCACUGCCUCUAACACAUGCUCCAGUCCCUGUUGCUACUGCUGCGCCAUUAAGUGAUGAAGAGCUUGCUUUGCUGUUGCACCAAGAACUUAACAGCUCACCGAGGGUCCCUCGGAUAUCAAGGAUGCGUCAUGCAGGAAGUAUUCCUCAGGGGACUUCUCAAACAGCUUUCAGCACACUUGUUAAGCGCUCUUCUGUUGGUGCUUCACCAGCUUCUGCUGGUGUGAAGGACCAUAAUUUGGCAUCAAGGAGAAAAAUCAAGGAUGAUUCGAGCAGGGAGAACUCUCGUACCAUACUCGAAGAUACAAAAAAAUCCAACCGAAAAUCUCCUGCUCAGAGAUCCCAGGAGGAAUCGAAUGUCGAUGAUUCUGCUAAAAAGGAUGCCGAUGGCAAAUCUUCAGAAGAUUUUGGCUCUGCCAAGAAGGUGACAUCCCUCGCCACCAGCACGGUUGGUAAUAAUUGCCAUUCAUCCUCUGCAGAGGCAAGUGAUCCGAUUGUCACUUCUAGGUGUCAUCCAGCGGCAGAAUUAUCAGAUGAUGAUGGCACGCCACUUGCUGGGGCUAGCACACGUACUUUGCCAGGUUUAAUAGAUGAAAUCCUCAGUAAGAAUAAGGAGAUGUCCUAUGAAGAGCUUUGUGAUGCUGUGCUUCCGCACUGGCAUAAUUUGAGGAAGCAUAAUGGCGAGCGGUAUGCUUAUUCAAGCCACUCGCAUGCAGUGCUUGACUGCUUGAGAAAUAGGAAUGCGUGGGCUCAACUUGUUGAUCGGGGACCCAAGACAAAUUUGAGCAGGAAGAAGCGCAAGCUUGAACCUGAUACUGCUGACACAGAGCCUGAAAGCAGAGAUGGCAAUCCAAACAACGCAAAGUUGAAAAAUGAAGAGGGAGGAGGAGGAACAUCCGAGCCACACGAAGAGGAUGUUGCAAAGGGCAAACGCAGGUCUCGGAGUUACAGGAGGUUGGCACUGCAGGGGAGGCGCCUGAAGAGAAAGAAAGGUAAGAGGAGGCCAAAAGCAGUGGUUACUGACGAUGAUUAUGAUGCCCUUUCCGCAUCAAGUGGUGGUGCUGAGAGUAAUUACAGUGAUGAAGAAAGUGAAGGUGCAAGGGCGGACACUCUGAAAAACAAACUUACUUCUGAUGAGAGUGAAUCGGAGCAGUGAUUUUAAAGUGAUGGUCAGUUACGAUAAUUGGAUGCUAGUAUUGCUGCUUUGUUUUGGUUCUGAUUUUGCAUGGUACGAGGUUGUUGCUCCAUCUUUGUAAGCAGAGUUUCGUUGCACCUUCUAAAAUGGAUGGAUUCAGCUGCAUGAAUGCCGAUAUAGGCGAUUUGUUCCACUUCAAGAUGGUAGCUUGCAUGCUUCCCAAUGGCUAAGAAAGAUGAAAAUUUGAUGCCUGGACCAGAAAGCGGAUUUUUUGUAUAUAGUGUAACACUACAAUGUACUUUUUUUUUCUGUAACCCAUUUGUCGUGAAUGGGCCUUUGUAUUCUAGGAUAUAAAUGACAAAAAAUUUUGUGAGAAAUAA